AGCUAUCAUCUUUCGCGUCUUUUUCUUACAUUGAAGAACUAUAUAAGAAAUUCGCGUUCUGGGUAUUAAGUACAUUUCAAACUACAUUUGGAUUAGCCGUAAAAACCUACAAAUUACGCCAAAGCUCUGUCUCUUAUCAUGAAAGGCCAACGAUUGUGGCCUUCUUCAUUACCCAUCUUUCUAUUUACUGUGUUGACGAGCUUAACUUUUGAAUGUUCGGCUGAAUUUGACUCGUUAUUGCAGCUCCCACUUUCUAGGCUCAACACAACUCGACCCAGAUCCAAAGGGAUUUUCUAUCUUGGCGAUUUCGGGGCAAAAGGAGAUGGGAUUAGCAAUGAUACUCAGGCACUCAUGGAAGCCUGGAAGGUGGCUUGUUCUUUCCCAACUAGAGCACGAAUUGUUUUUCCAGCUAGUAAUACUUUUCUGGUGCACCCUCUUGAGCUUCAUGGCCCUUGUCGUUCAAGGGUGACCUUGAGGAUACAUGGCAUAAUCAAUGCUCCUAAAGAUCCAAAUGCCUGGGCUGGUCUAAAUCCACGGAAAUGGCUUUACUUCUGUGGGGUGAACCAUCUGACUCUUGAAGGCGGAGGAGAGAUCAACGGAAUGGGCUAUGAAUGGUGGAUGAGCUCUUGCAAGAUUAACUCAACAAAUCCGUGUCGACAUGCUCCAACAGCCAUCACUUUCCAUAAGUGUAAGAAUGUAAAGAUUCAUCAUCUAUUAGUAAUUGACAGCCAACAGAUGCAUGUUGCUUUCACAAACUGUCUACGCGUUGUUGCCUCUAAUCUCAAAGUGAUCGCUCCUGCCUUUAGCCCUAAUACUGAUGGAAUCCAUAUCAGUGCAUCGAGGGGUGUCAUGGUCAAGAAUAGCAUCAUUAGUACAGGAGAUGACUGUGUCUCCAUAGUCGGUAAUUCUUCAAGGAUCUUGAUCAAAGACAUUGCCUGUGGGCCAGGCCAUGGAAUAAGUAUUGGAAGCUUGGGAAAGCAAAACACCUCGGCACAGGUACGUAAUGUAAGAGUUGAUGGAGCUGUUUUGUCAAACACCAAAAACGGAGCAAGAAUUAAAACAUGGCAGGGGGGCAGUGGCUCUGCCACUGAUAUUACCUUCAAGAACAUGUUGAUGAAAAAUGUAUCAAAUCCAAUCAUCAUAGAUCAGUAUUACUGUGACUCGAACCUUCCAUGUGCCAAUCAGACAUCAGCUGUUAAAGUGGAAAACACAUCAUUCAUUCACAUCAAAGGAACCACAGCAACAAAUGAAGCCAUAAAAUUUGCUUGCAGUGAUACAUUACCAUGUGUAGGAUUAUAUCUAGAAGACAUUCUACUCUUAUCGAAAGAUGCCGAGAUUUCAACGUCUUCCUGCUGGCAAGCAUAUGGUUUGAGUUCAGGGCCUGUUUAUCCACCGUCGUGCUUUCUCGGUAAUGAAAACUUCAUUCAGCAAAAGGUCCAGCCAGACCCUACUUCUCAUUCUUUUUAGAGACAAACUUCUGAGGCUUUGUAGUUGCAUAUAAGCUUAUGAGAGGUUCAUGUCUUAUUCUGCUUAUUGUAAUUUGCUGAUGAGAGGCUGUGAUGUUGUAUGUAUUGUAUUUGUAUGUUCUGUAUAAACUAAUGGAAAAACUUCAUAAUACAAAGCGGAGCAGAAGCAAUUAAAAUGUGAAA
Molecule: messenger RNA, 1649 nt
Organism: Cucumis melo (muskmelon)
Lineage: Eukaryota; Viridiplantae; Streptophyta; Magnoliopsida; Cucurbitales; Cucurbitaceae
Product: probable polygalacturonase At1g80170
Exons: 9
Coding region: 139-1467 (442 amino acids)
Biological process (GO): carbohydrate metabolic process
Molecular function (GO): polygalacturonase activity
Source: RefSeq, a predicted model, not a curated record